Molecule: messenger RNA, 3417 nt
Organism: Spodoptera litura
Lineage: Eukaryota; Metazoa; Arthropoda; Insecta; Lepidoptera; Noctuidae
Source: RefSeq, a predicted model, not a curated record
AAUGUCUGUUUUCGUUAUUAGUAGUUGUGCGUUGUUUGUUAUGGCGUUCUGAAGGACAGAAGUGUAAUAAACGAAAAACUUGGCGUUUUUUAAUCACACAGUUCUCUGCACUUACCUAUUAAUUUUGUGUUUUAUAUUGAUGGCUAAUAGUUUCGCAAAUUAUUCUACAUCAAAUUAGAUCAUCAUGUCUGUAGCAUUUGCAGCACGCGGAAAUCGACCUCCUUUGAGCCCGGCGCAAAUUCAAAAGAUGUUAGAUGAAAAUGCUCAUCUAAUUCAAACUAUUCAAGAAUAUCAAUCAAAAGGUCAACUUAUGGAGUGUCAUCAAUAUCAACAAGUUUUACACAGGAAUUUAGUUUAUUUGGCGUCGGUUGCAGAUGUUAAUCAAAACAUUCAAAGCAUACUUCCGCCUCCUCACCAACUAGCAGCUGGCAACUCACAAGCACCUCCAAUUAAUUCACCGUCUCCUAGUGGUGGUGAAGUGUCUGGGGGGCCUCAAUCUUCUUACAGACCUCCCGGAGUGUCUACAACACCAACAAGACCAACACAGUCUUAUGGUCAAAGACCAUAUCCGCAAAAUCAGUACCAAGGUCAAUAUCAAGGUGCUCCAGGUGGGUACCCUCCACAACCUGGUUAUGGACCACCUAGUCAAGGUUAUGGACCCCCUAAUCCUCCUCAACAGCCUCAAGGUUAUCCUCCAAACUCAAACUAUGGUCCUCCUAUAACAACUACUCCAAGUAAUUAUCCACCAUCUACACACCCAGGCCCAGGGUAUCCACCAUCAUCAGCGCAGCAACCUUAUGCACCACCUCCUGGCAGUCCAGCUGCUGCUGGAACACCCUAUCCUGUGCGUGGUGCUUCACAACCUGCUUAUACUGGUAAUUCAGCCUAUCCACCAUCACAAACAGGUUCAAAUUAUCCCAAUGUAGGUGUUAGCACUUAUAACAAUUCUACUGGCUCUCAACCUCAACCAUACCAAUCCCAACCUUUUCCUAAUACUACACCAACAUCAGCUUAUAGUACAACUCCUACAUCACAGCCAAAUCGUUCUCCACAGCCACCACCCACUGGUUAUUCAACACAAAAUCCACCCACUUCUGGUUAUGGAUCUCCAUCAGCUCAAUCCCCUACAUAUAAUUCUAGUUCGCAUAAUAAUGCCCCUCCAACAUCAGUAGCGUCUGGGGCGCCAACAUCAGGUGGACCACCAGGUCAACAGUACCCUCCACCUGGACAGGCUUCUCCUUACCCACCAGCAACUCAGCCUCCUUACUCAAAUCCUUCAUCGCAACCAGGAAGUCCUGCGCCAUCAGUUUCUACAGCGCCACCUCCACAAGGUUCAUAUCCUCAAAAUCCCCAAAAUUAUCCUGCCGCAGGAGGUGGUUAUCCACCUCAUGCUUAUCAGCAAGGUUAUCCCCCAGCGCAAUAUCCUCCCUCGCCGUACCCAUACGCCCGUGCUCCAACACCUGGAGCUCCACCUCCUGGUGGUCCACAACCUUAUCCUGGAUAUGGUUUCCAACCACCAACUCAACAGUAAAAAUGUUGUAUUUUUAACUCCAGAUUAUUAUUAAUCUAUACUUAUGUAUACAGGUGUCCGGUAUGUGCACCAUAGGUACUGUGAGGGGGUGAAUAGGCUGGGAUCAAUACCUUCCUAAACAACCUAACACAUAUAAUGUUCAGCGAAAUUGUACGGUUUAUAAUUAAAAUAAUUAUACCACAUUGUCGCAAAUAUCGAAAAAUCGCUACCUUGACACAUAUUUUUAGCAAAUUUUAUACAUCAAAUUAUUAGUGAAUAAUUCUCUAUUGAUUGAUAGACCUUUUUUAUAUAAGAAAUAAUGUAUGUAUUUAGGAAAAACUAAUUCUUAUGUCAAUUUUCGUAGAACAAUUUUCUUGUCGCUCACUUUAACUUACAGCAGCAAUGUAGCAGUUUUGUACAAUAAGUGUAAAAACAUAGAGUAUUUUCAUCGUCGGCUUCAAUUUGUUCAUGAAAAGACCAGACAACCUCUGUUCUGAAAUUGACUACAACGAUGAUGAAGUCCAUUGUUCAUUCAGUGCUAUUGGAGUUAUUGACACCAUCGAUUUCACGCAUCAUUACCCGUACAAACUAUUUCAAUGAGUUUUUCUUAAUAUUACCUAUUUAAAAUGUCAAUUUUUGACAGUAAUAAUACUAUUUUAACUAAAAUAAAAAAAUAAAUCGUUUUAUCAGUCUGCGUGUAGGUGAAAAUUAAGCAUAAUAAGAUCGCAUUGUUCUUGUAACAUCUGUUUUUUUAAUAAUUCACGUAAAUCCAGAGAUCCUCGGAGUAGGUACUUAACUAGUAUUUAGUCUCAAAGUACUAUUCGAUAUGCUUGAACAUUUUCAAGAAAAUCGGCCCCUCUUCGACUAGAUCAGAUUUUUUUUAUAAUUUUGUUGUAAGAAUGUACUAUUAUUAUACUUUUCCAAAAUACUAUUAGAUGAGGUAGUUUUACCGCUUAUUGUACAAAACAGUUCCGGGACAAGAAAAUUGUUCUGCGAAAACUGACAAAAUAAGUAGCUUUUCCUAAAUACUAUUUUAUUUUUGAUAUAAAAAGACGUACUAAUCAUGAAAGUAUCCACGAAUAACUUAAAGUACAAACCUUAGUUUUAUUCACUGAGGUAUGCUAAAAGAUGAGUGUCAAGGUAGUGAUUUUUCGAUAUUCGCGAAGAAGUCGUAUAAUUUUUAAAUCGUACAAUUUCGCUGAAAAUAAAAAUUCGCUGAAAAAUGAGGUUGUUAAGGUAGGUACUAAUCCCAGCUAGAAAAAUGAGGUUGUUAAGGUAGGUACUAAUCCCAGCUAUCACCCCUCGUAGUAUAAUAGUGCACUAAUAACUGGACAACCUGUAAGUAUAUCUACAUUUUAUUCUUUGAAUACUGGACUGGAUAUAUUUAUUUGUAGUUGUGAUAGGAAUAAUGCAACGGGAAUGUUCCCCAAAAAAUGAUAAGUGAAAGAUAGUUUUACAGGCAAGACUAUUUUUAAAAGCGACAUCCUGGUCUUUGAGAAUAAAAAUAAAUUUGGUAAUUAAGUAAUUGCAUCAAUAUUUAUCAAUAGUGGUGUAUUUAUUAUUAUUGUAUCUAUCUAAUAAUUACUAAUGUUUUUUUUUUUACUAUAUGUAAUUUUAUUCAAAUUAACAAAUGACCACCAUUCACAGGAGCAAAUGCAUUGCAUUUUGUAAAAUUAUUAUAACUACUUUAUUAAAAACUCGCGCGAGUUCACCCGGUGCUCGGCACUAAAAUAAUUCGAAAAACGUUCAAACAAAUUGUUCAGUUUUAUAAUAUUAUAUUUAUUAAAUAUUCUCCUGUCGUGUGUGCGUUCACAAAUACAAUUGGGAUGUCGAUAGGGUAUGAAAAUUAAAAAUCUAAUUAGUGCGUAAGUUAGGUAAUUAAAAAAUAUUAGACACGUAUUUUUUUA